AUGGCGAAGGCAACUUGCGCGGAUGAAGUGACGGCUUCUAGCUUUUCCAGUGACGAACUGGAGGACGAAGAUGAUGAAAUGCUUGCUUAUGAUUGGCAGAACGAAACUGGAGACGUUGGUAACGUUUUCAGACUAAGGGUAAAGGACAAGGCGGACCGCGCGACUGCGGAACAGGUGUUGGAUCGUCGUACGAGGAUGAUCCUGUUUAAACUGUUGUCCCAUGGCGUAAUCGCCAGCAUAAACGGCUGCAUCAGUACAGGCAAGGAGGCGAACGUCUAUCACGCAACGGGUGGUGACGCGAUGCAUUAUGCUAUCAAAGUUUACAAGACCAGCAUUCUUGUAUUUAAAGAUCGAGAACGCUACGUUGCAGGCGAGUUUCGUUUUCGUCAUGGGUAUUCCGGUGGCAAUCCUAGGAAAAUGGUCAGCACCUGGGCGGAGAAGGAAAUGCGAAAUCUUUCGAGGAUAUACCAUGCCGGACUUCCGUCUCCAAAGCCAGUGGUACUACGAGGUCAUGUGCUCGUGAUGGAAUUUCUCGGCGCUGACGGCUGGUAA
Soboliphyme baturini is the source of this 552-nucleotide messenger RNA. NCBI's taxonomy places the organism in Eukaryota, Metazoa, Nematoda, Enoplea, Dioctophymatida, Soboliphymatidae. The record is from the annotation of a GenBank genome assembly.